CUUUUCAUCGGCAACCGCGCUCAAGCAACAAACUGGGAUCUCGUUUCCUCUCUGAACAUCAAGUACAUCGUGAACGCCUCCCGCGAUGGGAGCAGCCCUUUUCCCUCGAUCCAGUACUUCACCUGCCCUAUCACAGACACGGAAAAAACGGACCUGAGCGAGGCAUGCCGGCUCAGCUGGGAUUUCAUCGAGAGCGCGUAUCAGCAUUCUCCCGCAGGGGCAGUGCUGGUGCACUGUGCCAGCGGGAUAUCGCGAUCGGUUGCGCUGGUUGCUCACUAUCUCAUGAGGAAGGAGUGCAUCUCCUACGACGAGAGCAUGAGAAGGAUACGCAUCAAGCAUCCAGCAGCGGCUCCGAACGCAGGCUUCACACUCCAGCUGCGACUGCUAGAAGCUUCCUUCAGG
Messenger RNA from Guillardia theta CCMP2712, 402 nucleotides. RefSeq lists its product as hypothetical. Gene Ontology annotation, molecular function: MAP kinase tyrosine/serine/threonine phosphatase activity; protein tyrosine/threonine phosphatase activity. The record is from RefSeq and is a predicted model, not a curated record. The transcript has a single exon. NCBI's taxonomy places the organism in Eukaryota, Cryptophyceae, Pyrenomonadales, Geminigeraceae. Gene Ontology annotation, cellular component: cytoplasm. Gene Ontology annotation, biological process: negative regulation of MAPK cascade; protein dephosphorylation. The annotation marks the transcript as partial.